Empidonax traillii (willow flycatcher) is the source of this 556-nucleotide messenger RNA. RefSeq names its product hemicentin-1-like. Gene Ontology annotation, biological process: dendrite self-avoidance; axon guidance; homophilic cell-cell adhesion. The record is from RefSeq and is a predicted model, not a curated record. Gene Ontology annotation, molecular function: cell-cell adhesion mediator activity. The annotation marks the transcript as partial. The transcript is spliced from 2 exons. Gene Ontology annotation, cellular component: axon; plasma membrane. Lineage: Eukaryota; Metazoa; Chordata; Aves; Passeriformes; Tyrannidae.
GAGGGAACGUCACCACGGAGGUGUCGUGUGGGCGCUGCUCAACAACCUCAUCAACCUGGAAUGCGAGGCCAGGGGGAUCCCCGUCCCCACCAUUACCUGGUACAAGGACGGGCAGCCCGUUAUCUCCAGCCCCCAGGCUCUGUACGUGGACAGGGGUCAGUUCCUGCAGAUCCCCUGUGCCCGGGUGUCGCACUCUGCCAGGUACACGUGUCGCGUGAGCGGCGCGGCCAGGGCGGCCGAGAAGGUGUUCCACGUGGAUGUGUACGUCCCUCCAGUGAUCGAGGGCGAUGCUGACACAGCCCAGAGCAGGCAGGUGGUUGCUGGGAAUUCCCUGACGUUGGAGUGUAAUGCUGCUGGCAACCCUGCCCCUCUGCUGUCCUGGCUGAAGGAGGGGGUUCCCGUGCAGGCCAGCGCCAGGCUCCGUGUCCUGGCUGGAGGGAGGAGGCUGGAGAUCCUCAACGCCGGCGAGGCCGACCGGGGCCAGUACUGGUGUGUGGCCACAAGCGUAGCUGGGGAGCAAGAGAUCAAGUAUGAAGUUGAAAUCUUAGGUGUGUGA